This is a messenger RNA of Arachis duranensis, 1614 nucleotides long. RefSeq names its product UDP-glycosyltransferase 87A1. Gene Ontology annotation, molecular function: UDP-glycosyltransferase activity. Lineage: Eukaryota; Viridiplantae; Streptophyta; Magnoliopsida; Fabales; Fabaceae. The transcript has 2 exons. The record is from RefSeq and is a predicted model, not a curated record. The coding region runs from base 136 to 1536 and encodes 466 amino acids.
UGCUUAUAAAGAGAGUUCCAAGUUCCAACAUACACUUAUUACAAAGUAGUAAGUACUCACUCCAUUUCUAGCAGCCUUUAUCAACCACUUCUUGCUACAACACCUUUGAUCGGUUAAUCCUCUACCUCCACCUCCAUGAAUCAUCCAUCUUCACCUCCGGUUCCACCAACCAACGCCUGCCACGUGUUAGCUAUUCCGUACCCAGGUCGAGGCCACGUCAACCCAAUGAUGAACCUAGCCAAGCUCCUCCUCUCCAAGAACCCAAACAUCAACAUAACCUUCCUCCUCACCGAGGAGUGGCUCGGACUCAUGGGCUCGGAUCCGAACCUACCCCGCAAUAACUUCCGAUUCGCCACAAUUCCCAAUGUUAUUCCCUCUGAAGAGGGAAGAGCCAAUGACUUCGUCGGUUUCCUUGAAUCCGUUAUGACCAAAAUGGAACAACCCUUCGAGGACCUCCUUAACGGCCUCCAACCGCCCCCGAAUCUCAUCGUCUCCGACGGUUACCUGUUCUGGGUGGUUCGGGUUGCCAAUAAGAGGAACCUUCCUGUGGCGUCGUUUUGGCCCAUGUCGGCGUCGUUUUUCGCGGUCCUCAAACACUACCAUCUUCUGGAGCAGCAUGGUGACUACCCAGUCAAUGUGUCGGAAAAUGGUGACAAACGAGUGGAUUACAUUCCUGGCAACACCUCAAUUCGCCUAGCGGAUUUUCCACUCCAUGAUUCAAGCUGGCGUACCCGUAAACUUUUGCAAUUGGCAUUGAACAGUGUAUCAUGGAUGGAAAAAUCACAGUAUCUAUUAUUCCCUUCUAUAUAUGAGCUUGAGUCAUUAGCAAUUGAUGCAUUGAGGAAAGAGUUCACAAUACCCAUCUACACUGUUGGCCCUGUCCUACCUAAUUUCCGUGAUCAUGGUAGCAAUAUUAACUCUACAGGCACCAACAACCUUGGGGGUGACCUUGGCUACAUAAAUUGGCUAGACAACCAACCGGCAAACUCGGUGCUUUACGUCUCACAAGGGAGCUUUCUUUCGACUUCAAGGGACCAAAUUGAUGAGAUUGCAUUUGGCCUGAAGAAAAGUGGCGUUAGUUUCUUGUGGGUGCAGCGCGACGAGGACUCGAAAUUGAAGGAGAUGUGUGGUGCCAAGGGGCUAUUGUUGCCAUGGUGUGACCAAAUAAGGGUGUUGUCACACCAUGCUAUUGGUGGGUUUUGGUCCCAUUGUGGGUGGAAUUCCACUAGAGAAGGUAUGUUUUGUGGUGUACCUUUUCUUUCAUUUCCAUUAUUUAUGGACCAACCAUUGAAUUGUAAAUACAUUGUGGAGGACUGGAAGGUUGGGUGGAGGGUGAAAAAAGAUGCUAAAAGUGAAGCUUUGAUAACAAGAGAUGAAAUUGCUGGCCUUAUUCGGAAAUUUAUGGAUUUGGAUAGUGAUGAAGGAAGAGAAAUGAGGAAAAGGGCUAGAGCUCUUCAACAUAUAUGCCAAAAAGCAAUUAUGGAUGGUGGGUCUUCAGAGACUAAUAUUAAUGCUUUUAUGAGGCACAUGUUAUAGUGUGCCAAUGCAUAUAUGAUGAAAAUUAGCCUACAAUUGCUUUGAACAUUUUUUAGGUAUUAUUGUGAUUGAACUUUU